GAAUCGCCUGAGCCAGGCCUGUGAAGCAAAUUGGGCAAAUAUUUUGCGGUGGGAAGUGGCAUUUGCAGUGUUGCUCAACAAGGUAAAUGGCGUGCAUAAUAUCUUCUUCUUGUUGUGCAGCUGCCUCAGCUCGCUCACUCGUAUCUGCUGACUCACUCCCGACUCACUCAAAUCGCGCUUGCAAAUCUGCUUCUCUCUCAUGGGUUUCUUCAUUUCCUAGUGUAAACAUCUCUGCCAAUAACAAUUCACUCUCAAUCCCUUCUAAUCCCACUCUCAACAAGAAUUCUUUCAUUCGAGCUGCCUGGACGAGGAGAUCUCGGGGUGAAGCUGCUAAGAAACCAAACAAGAAAUCAUGGAAACAGAAGACAGACAUGUACAUGAGGCCAUUCUUACUAAAUGUAUUCUUUUCAAAGAGAUUUAUCCAUGCAAAAGUUAUGCACAGGGGAACUAGUAAAGUGAUAUCAGUUGCUACUACAAAUGCCAAGGAUCUCAGAAACAGCUUACCAUCUCUUACUGAUCACAAUGCCUGUAGAGUUGUAGGGCAACUUAUUGCUGAGAGAUCAAAGGAAGCUGAUGUAUAUGCAAUGUCUUAUGAACCUAAAAAGAAUGAGCGGAUUGAAGGUAAGCUUGGGAUUGUUCUUGACACUAUCAAGGAAAAUGGAAUUAUAUUUGUUUAAGCUUAUUCCUCACAUCUGUUUUAUCUUGAUGGUUGUGAAUGACAUGGGAAAAUGUAUUUUCUCUGCUUCACUUUGUGCCUGCUGAUUAAUUGAUAAUUGAUAUUCAGGAUGAAUUACUAUUUUACCCUGAGACUUGAUGUAAUAUACUAGUUAAUCCUUGUUGGAAUCUUAUGAUUUAGUAUUUGAUUC
Molecule: messenger RNA, 866 nt
Organism: Hevea brasiliensis (rubber tree)
Lineage: Eukaryota; Viridiplantae; Streptophyta; Magnoliopsida; Malpighiales; Euphorbiaceae
Exons: 2
Coding region: 87-677 (196 amino acids)
Biological process (GO): translation
Cellular component (GO): ribosome
Molecular function (GO): structural constituent of ribosome; 5S rRNA binding
Source: RefSeq, a predicted model, not a curated record